Pogona vitticeps (central bearded dragon) is the source of this 5075-nucleotide messenger RNA. RefSeq names its product ring finger protein 220 (gene RNF220). Gene Ontology annotation, biological process: protein ubiquitination. Lineage: Eukaryota; Metazoa; Chordata; Lepidosauria; Squamata; Agamidae. The record is from RefSeq and is a predicted model, not a curated record. Gene Ontology annotation, molecular function: ubiquitin protein ligase activity; metal ion binding.
CCGCCGUGCCAGGCUCUCGCUCACUCCCAUGCUGGCCGAAAGCGCCUGCCUACACGCGCCGGGGUUAUUAGCACGUCCGGCUCCGGUCCCCACGCCCCGUCUCCGGCUCUCGCUUUCCCCAGCCUGAAGCCCACGGGGGACGCCACCUCCCGACCCGCGGCAUUUCUACGCUUCUGGAUGGCGACGAGGCCCCAGUAACAUCCUCCAGCUCCACACCCAGACAUUGCUUUGUUUUUCAUCCAGGGAAAACCAUUUCCCUUGCGGCCCUGUCGAGGAAAGAGACUCCGAUGGACUUACACCGAGCAGCCUUCAAGAUGGAAAACUCCUCCUACCUUCCCAAUCCUCUGGCAUCUCCAGCCCUGAUGGUUCUCGCUUCCACUGCUGAAGCCAGCCGUGACGCUUCCAUCCCCUGCCAGCAGCCAAGGCCCUUCGGUGUCCCUGUGUCGGUGGACAAGGACGUUCACAUCCCAUUCACCAAUGGUUCCUAUACGUUUGCCUCCAUGUAUCACCGGCAAGGUGGAGUGCCAGGAGCCUUCACCAACCGUGAUUUCCCACCUUCUUUGCUGCACCUGCACCCCCAGUUUGCUCCCCCCAAUCUGGACUGCACCCCAAUCAGCAUGCUGAACCACAGUGGGGUUGGGGCCUUCCGUCCCUUUGCCUCCACUGAGGACAGGGAGAGUUACCAGUCAGCUUUUACACCUGCCAAGCGUCUGAAGAACUGCCAUGAUACUGACUCUCCCCACCUUCGCUUCUCAGAUGCUGAUGGCAAGGAGUAUGAGUUUGGUGCUCAGCUCCCUUCUGGCUCUCCCAGCUCCCUCAAAGUUGAUGACACAGGGAAAAAGAUCUUUGCCGUCUCUGGGCUCAUUUCAGACCGGGAGACCUCAUCCAGCCCUGAGGACCGAAAUGAUAGAUAUAGAAGCGACAGCCAAGGAGGGCCGCCAGCAUCUGCGGGGGCCAGCCAGCGCAUGGCGUUAACUUUCCCCCUCUGCAAGAAGAAGGCAACACUUUUUGACAGCCAGGCUCCCAUCUGUCCUAUUUGCCAAGUCUUGCUUCGUCCAGGUGAGCUGCAAGAGCACAUGGAACAAGAACUGGAGAAGUUAACACAGCUGAACAUCAGUAAGAACUCCAUAUUGAAGGAUGUCAUGGCCCCAGGCACUCCGAAGUCAAUUUUGUUGUCAGCUUCAAUCAAGCGGGAAGGAGACUCUCCAACAUCGCCUCACUCCUCAGAUGAUAUUCAUCACUCAGACAGAUACCAGACCUUCCUGCGAGUGAGAGCAAAUAGACAGACCCGACUGAAUGCUCGAAUUGGGAAAAUGAAACGAAGGAAGCAAGAUGAAGGACAGGUAUGUCCCCUCUGCAGCCAGCCUCUCUCAGGAUCCAAGGAGGAGAGGAGUGGGCAUGUCGAACAGUGCCUUGCAAAGAGGGAAGGUUCCUGCAUGAUGGAGGAUGACUCUGUUGACGUUGAGAAUGAGAAUGGUAAUCGCUUUGAAGAAUACGAGUGGUGUGGACAUAAGAGGAUACGUGCCACCACCCUCUUGGAAGGGGGAUUCAGAGGAUCCGGGUUUGUCAUGUGUAGUGGCAAGGAGAAUCCAGACAGCGAUGCUGACCUUGAUGUGGAUGGAGAUGACACACUGGAAUAUGGAAAGCCACAAUAUACAGAAGCAGAUAUCAUUCCAUGCACUGGGGAAGAACCAGCUGAAGCCAAAGAGAGAGAGGCACUCCGAGGCGCAGUCUUAAAUGGUGGCACCCCUAGUACCCGAAUAACACCAGAAUUCUCCAAAUGGGCAAGUGAUGAGAUGCCAUCAACAAGUAAUGGUGAGAGCAGUAAACAGGAGCCUAUGCAAAAAACCUGCAAGAAUAGUGACAUAGAAAAGAUCACAGAAGACUCAGCAGUGACAACAUUUGAGGCGCUAAAGGCUCGUGUCCGUGAGUUAGAAAGGCAACUCUCCCGUGGGGACCGCUAUAAAUGUCUCAUUUGCAUGGAUUCAUACACAAUGCCCCUGACCUCCAUCCAGUGCUGGCACGUGCACUGUGAGGAAUGCUGGCUGCGGACUCUGGGUGCCAAGAAGCUGUGUCCUCAGUGCAACACCAUCACCUCUCCAGGGGAUCUCAGGCGGAUCUACUUAUGAAGGACAUUGCUGGUCAGAUCAGUUUGCUGUAUCCUGGGGACUGGGUGGAAGGACUGGCAGCAACUACAAAAGACACUUGAAAAGCAAAACUAGAGACUCCAUAUGUGGACUAGAGGCUAGGGAGCUGCACGAUGCCUCUGCUUCCGGACCUGUCACUGGUGCCGCCCUUUCCAUAAGGCGGCAAAAAAAGAAUCCUAUUGUGAGCCCUCCCUUUUUUAAACAAACAGAAUUUCCACACUUGUCCCAUUUCUUCAAGAGCUGGGGUUCCAUCACGGAUAGCCUGCAAGCCUUUCUGGAGGAGCAUCUUUGGAGCCAAGCCAACCUGAGAAAGUGCUGGAUCUUCCACAGCAGGAACUCUUGACAGCUUGAAACUUGUGUUCUCCUCCCCUCCCCACCCCACUUUUAUUUGUGAUGUUCACGUGUUUUUUUAAAGUCAAAGAAAAAUCCUGUACCCACACAUCCACAAAGGCAGAAUGAAGCACAUGUAAUAUAGACUAUAUGUUUACAAUGUUGUGUAUAAAUGGGAUAGACUCCAACAUUACAUACUAAUGUCUCCCUUUUAUUUUAUUUUUCCUUUUAUUUGAUUUUUUGUUGUACUUUUUUUUUAAAAAAAGAGAAAAAAUAAGCAGAGAACAUUAAACCCAUAUUUUUCUCGGUUCUGCAAAGUUUUGACAUAAAAGUCAUUAGUUUUAAAAAAGUAUAUAUAUAUAUAUAUUAUACAUAUAUAUAAUAUAAAUGGUUUAAUGUUCUGUGAUGUAUAUUUCCUCAUUCAGAUAUGAACUUACCAGCUUCUAAUAACGGCUGUAGUUUUGCCCGUAACUUACACAACUUCUGAGGGAAGUAGGGAAAGCAGCAUCUUUGUCACUAGUAAUAGCAUAUGGAACUAUUUAUAUGGAAUCCUUAUAUCCCACUGAAACCAAUUUUUCAUUGAGGAAAUAGAUGAAGUUGAUAAAGUUUCACCACACUGCCAAUCGCAUAAAGGAUAAGAGUUUACAAGAAGCAGUGAAAAGUAGACCACAGUCUUUGUCCGCAGUGUGGGGUCACUUUGCUGAAUCCAGUCUGUUUUGUGAAAACUGAAGCAGUGAGCCAUUGUAUUGAACCCUCUUCUAUAGCUCUUCAUAUGAGAGUAAAUGCAAAAGAGAAGCAGAGGAAACAGCAUAUUCCACAUAUCUUGUCUGUGAGCAGGUGAAAAGCUGGUGUCCCCUCUGUCCUUCCUCCAGAAAUUUGGUUCAUUUCAUAGCCAGGCAAGUUCUUUGUUGUUUUUCGGAAUGUUGGCAUGGCUAGUCACUGCCAGCCUGGUCUGAAAUGUUCUUCUGCAGUGAAGGCACUGUACGGUGUUCCAUCAAAUGUUCAGAGGUUUUAUGACAGGAAAAUGUGUAAUCCUCUUUUAAGUAGAUAAGUGCUGGCUUUUAGUGGCAGGAAUAGUUUUUCCCCCCCUGCUAUCCAUCCUAUUUGGAUUGUGCUAGUAACAGCGCUUGAUGCAGGUUCACCCAUGGUAAGAUUCAUCUAAUCCCAUUCUUAUCUAUUUCCACAAUAUUCCCGAGAGUAACUUUUACUUGGCCUCCUAUUCUGCAUUUUACAAAUGUCCCCAGAUGUGAGCCCUGUGUUACUCUGCUUGCUACCUUCUUUAAUCAGAAAUACAGAACUAAUUUUUUAUAUCUACACAGCCAAACAAAUUGCCCACAUGCCACAUGGUGAAGAUUUUCAAGGUUGCUGUGAGUUGGGGAGUGAAAAUAAGCAGCUUACAAGAGAAAGCAUACACACAGAGAUACACAUACAGUGUCUGGCUAAUUUCAUCUUGGGUUGCAUCUGUGAUUUAAGCCUCAGAAGGCUAUAUAUAGCUACAUCUGGCAAGUUUAGUCAUUCUGUUGUCAAAAGUGUGUGGAUCACUUUUUGACAACAGAAUGUCUUAUCCAAACAUAUAAGACGAGUUGUACUUUACAGUAGAAGAAACCAUAUUCCUUUUCUACUUUCAUUAUGCACUGAACACAAGCAGGGAAAGCUAUGGGAGUUGCAAGUGUUGCUGUUGGAUUUCACUCCACUGUAAAACAGUUGUCUUUUUUAAAAUUUAUCUUCUGCUAGAGAAUUCUGAGGUUCCAAAGUAUUCAAACCAGACUUGAAUUAUGAUGUUGAACUUAGCUACCUGUAUUCCUGUCUUUUGCUGCCUAGGAAUUGGGCAUCAUUAAGAGGUUUCUGUAGGUUGUGGUAGAAGUUGAAAGGGAGGCAGGCAGUACAUUUCUGAAGAAGUAGCUGAGCUGAAAUCCUAAAUUUGCAUCAACAGUUCACAAGCGCUACAAAAGUUUUGGCAUGCCAUUUGUUUCAGUCAGGAAAUUCCUCCACUGGUACAGCACUUAAGCCUUCCUGCACUGGUUGUGUUGGGGAAGUCUGUCAUGCCCAAACCUGCUUGCCCAGUACAAUCAAGCAAUCUCUGCUGGGGCAUUUAAAAGAGAGCUACAUUUCUCCCUGACUGUUUAAGAAUAGGCUACACUGAGAGAACUCACUCUUGAUGUUCCAGCAAAUUGGCACUGGAAGCAAAGAGCUUUCUCUGGUCCUGUGGACCACUACUAAGCCAAAUAGAUAAAUGUAAAAACCACAUAUAACUCGUAGCCUUAUUUUUAAAGUUAACCUGUCCCCGUUUCAUUUUUCUUGAGGGAGUAGGGAGGGGGAAACAACUCGAAGGGGAAAAGCAAGGGACUGAUUUAUUCAUUUCCUUUGUGUGUGUGUGCAUGUGUGUAGCACAGCACAUUUUGCAAAAGUCUGUGCCCACUCCCUCUUCCUCAAUAAACUUGAAAAGAAAUUAGCUAUAUUUGCCCAAAGAUUCCCAGCUGCACAAGGUGGUAUUCAAGUUGUGUCAAUGAUUGUGUGUUGAUGUAUAUUCUAUAAAAAGGUACUUGUCAUUCCCGUUUGUAAACUACAUUGACAUUAAUUAAAUGAAUAUAAAAAAUC